GCCGAAGCCACCAAAGUCAAAAAGGCCUGACAUGGUUUCGCGGAGGCAUUCGGCCAUCAUAGUGUCAGCCAAAGAAGGUCCCGAGGCUUCCCCUGCACCGGCAAAAAAGACCAUUGCACGCCGGUCAUCUGCUGUGCUGUCAGACCUUCAGAUCAAGUCGGGGCAGCGGCGAAUGUCACUUAGCACCUGGGGCACGAAUCACUCACAAGAAGACGAUGGGUUGGACAGUCCAAGUUCACACAGCCCAGUGAUGCAGCGGAAGUCCAUGAAGCGAAGGGCAUCUGUCAGUGCCAUCGCCAGCGUGCGGAGAGCAUCUUUUUCCGGCUCGGCUGCGGACACGAUUUCUCAGGCCCGCAUGGCUGUGCGCAGGAUGUCCCACCACGAGGCGAACGAGGUAGGUGGUGUCCGCUCUGACCGAGGUUCAGUGGCAGAGCAGCGCCGAUUAUCACUGAAGCGAGCUGCAACUACGCCAAUGACACCGCAGCCGGAGAUCGUGAACCUGGCACCAUCGGAGGCGCUUACCGGCGUUCAAGUACGCAAGCCAAGCGACAGGGCCAAGGCUGAGGAGAGAGAUCGACAGAAAGCUGCACCGAAAAUGUCCGAGAACGCGAAGCUCCUCCAGAAAACGAGACUCUUCGGGAAGCUCUCAGACCAGGCGCUCAUCCACCUGGCAGACCACGGCGAGGAGCGGGUAUGUCGCUUUGGAGAGCUUCUUUAUCGUGAAGGAGACAAGCAGAAGACCAAUUGGAUGGCCAUGGUCCUCUCCGGGAGGCUUUCUAACCAGAUCCAUGCGCCCUUCGGCGAGAAGGGCACGAUGCCAGAGCUUUUCGCUGGAGCGAUCUUCGGAGAGCUUGGCGCUUUGCAGGUCUGGGAGGGCCGUCAUUCGACCGUGACAGCCCUGGAGGACUGCAAGGUGCUUGUCAUUCAGACGGACAAGAUAUGGGAGGCCGUGCGUGGUGCUGCUGAUGACGUACAGCGCAUAGAAAGUGAAUGUGAAUGCUGGCGAGCCUUCAUGCUGUCGGACAUAGCGUCACGUUGUCCUGCAGAGAUUGCGUACCAUUUCAGAGAAGCGGCUUCGCUGCGAAAGCUAGUGCCUGGGGAGGAGCAGGAACUUGGAAUUCGCAAUCAGCAGAGGCAGCUGUGGGCAGCAGCAGUCAUUGAGAGCGGCAAGGCCUGUGUCAAAGAGACGGGAGAGGUAUUGCGGGCGAAAGAAACCUGCAACGUUGCCGCAAUGCUCGGAAUCCAGAGCUCAGAAACACUUCUGCCGGAAGGCGGCAAACCCUGCAACAUCGCUGUCCUGGACAGGAAAGACUUCUGGAAGAUCGUCCAUGAGUACCCCCAAGCACGCGAGGUGUACACCAAGUGGGCGCUCUCGCAGCUUCCGUCAGCGACCGUGGACAUCUCUUGCGUUCCGAUUCUGCAGUUCUUGGAGGGCUCUCAGGUCUUCAUCCGUGCACUGGCAGGAAGCAUUCGACAGCGAGUCGUUCCUCCUGGCAUGGAUGCCAUCACAGCCAAGGACUUGUUCGAAACGUUGGUUUUCCUGCAGCAGGGUUUGGCUGACGUCGUGUUCAAAGGCCACAAGGUCCGAGAGCUCCGUGCCGGACAGAGCGUCGGUGAACUCAAUCUGCUUUCUGUGCAGAAGAUGAAUGGCAUCGUCAUUGUCUCCUCGGAGUUUUGUGUGUUGCAGGAACUGAAGAAGCAGGACGUGGAGAUGCAUUUGUCGAAGCAUCCAGUCGCGCGAUCCAAAUGGAGAGACUUGCUCAAGGUGAGAAACAUCUGGAAGCAGGACGGAUCAAAUGACCGACAGAUUGACAUGUUGCGAGAGUCGCCAUUCUUCAACGACGACAUGCCUGUCGGCUUCGCCAAGGCCGUCCAUGGGUCCAUGGAGGUGCGGCUCUUCUUCCCAGAGGAGGUCGUCCAGGACAAGGAUGAUCCGACAGAUGUCCUGUAUCUGGUUUGUGAAGGCCAGAUGGAACGGAUGUCCCUCGGCAAGAAAUCAACUCUUGACGUCGGGGGCAUCUGGGGCGAGGCCGGGCUGCUUUCGGACAAAGACGGGCCUCCGGAGACACUCGUUGCCAAGUCCGUGUGUGGUGUGAUGGCAUUGCACCGCAGGAACAUGAUCGAUGUCUUUGACAGUUUCCCGGAGGCCAAAGCAAAAAUCGAAGCUAUUUCCAGGAGGUCUCGGGAAGGUAUCUUCGAGGCGGGUGGACAAUCCUGGAAUAUCUACAGAAUGUCCUGCUUCAAAGAUUGCAGCAGUCGGUUCCUUUACCUCCUCGACCUGCACCUCGAGCGCCAUAUCUACUUCAGCGACGAGACCGUUGUUGUCGAGAACACGGAGGGUGAGGACAUGUACAUCCUGUACAGUGGGGCGAUGGAAGUGAAGGUGAAGGGCAUCACAGUUGGAAAGCUGGAAGGUGGGAUGUUCUUCGGGGAGAUGGCAGUCCUUGGCUUGGUCAAAAAAAGAUCCGCCACGAUCAUUGCGAAGACCCUGUGCGAUGUGCGCCUUCUCUCAAGAAGGUCUUUGGAAGAGGCUCUCAGCGAGUUUCCAGAGGAGAUUUCGAGAUUCGAAGAGCUGGCAGCAACUCGAAAUCGGCUAUCGCUUGAGCAUCGUAACGGUGGUCGUGUGCGACAUCUGUGCAGCUUCUUCCACGGUUGCGAUCCAAAGUUUGCAACGGCCAUUGCGAAUGACAUGCAGGACAAGCUCUUCCUGUCGGGGCAGGUGCUGUGCAGAGAAGGACUCCCUCAGGACUCCCUGUUCUUGAUCCACCAGGGCACGGCCACCGUAACUGUCCAACAGCAGAGAGUGUCCGAGCUGAAGAGUGGCGACAUCUGCGGCGAACUUGUGGCCCUGGGCUUGUCACCGGUGACGACGGCAACGAUCACGGCCAUGGACACCUGCUUCGUGCAGGAGCUGCGUUCAAACGUCCUGAUGGCGGUCUUGGACAAGUUUCCGGAAGAGCGACAGAAGCUCAGGCAGCUUGCAGCUCUUCGAAUGGAGUGGAGGUACGCGCUGCAUGACUUGCAAAACUUUGAUUGGAUACGAGGGACUCCGGCUGGCUUCCCGACUCUCCUGGAGCAGAUGAUCACGCGCUGGAUUUUCUUCCGCGGUGACGAGAUGAUGGUCCAGGGCUCCCCGGGAGACAGCCUUAUGAUGAUUUCCUCUGGCUCCGUGGAAAUUGUUCACGACGAGCAGGUCAUCCGUGAACUAGGAGGAGGGGAUGUCCUCGGCGAGCUCGGUGCACUUGGAAUUGCGCCGCUUCGAACAGCGACCGUGCGGUGUAAGGACAUCUGCGAUGUCUAUGUCCUGGCGAAGGCGGCGCUGACGCGGGCAUUGAGCCUGCACCCUGAGCAGAUGGACCCCUUGCGGAAACUUGCCACCGCGCGCAUGCGGAGUGACGUCGAGCGCGCAUCGGAGAAGCAUGUCCUGCUCAACUGCCCGCUCUUCCAGCAAAGCAGCAGGAAAUUUUUGGAUCGCAUCUCAGAGCACCUGGAGGACCGCCUCUUCAUGGAGGGUGAGGAUCUCUGCAUUGAGGGAGAGAAGGGUGACACCAUGUUCGUCCUCAUCCAGGGCACCUUGAACGUGUUUGUGAGAAUAGAUGGAAAGAACAAGAAGGUGAACGAGCUGCACAAGGGGAGUGUGAUCGGCGAGAUCGCAGUGUUGGGGCUGGCAAACCAUCGAACUGCCACCCUCACAGCAAAGACGGUUUGCUUGGUUCAGAUCCUCCAUCGGCCCAUCCUGAUGAAGUAUCUCAACGAGUUCCCUCGUGAAAUCGCGACCUUCCAGGAGGUUGGGGCGUCACGGCUUACGAAGAGCGGUAUCAGCAAGAACACCCUCUUCCCGCAGCAGGUCCUCUUCCGAUACUGUGGCUCGGCCUUCGUCGAGGAGGUCUGCAAAACGUUGCAGCGAAAGAUUUGCUUCCCUGGGCAGAUCAUCGUGGAAGAGGGCGCUGAAAGCCAGGAAAUGUAUGCCAUCGCGCAGGGACAUGCAUCGGUGGAGAAAGGCGGCACGAAGCUGGGAGAACUUCAGCAAGGAUCCGCAUUUGGUGAGAGGGCUGUCCUUGACAUGAUGUCGAUCCAGUUGGUGAGCAUCAAGGCCGAGAGCAUGUGUGAUUUGCAGUACCUGAACUGCCACGACCUGGAAACGAUGCUUGCGAACUUCACUGGGGAGAAGAAGCACCUCUUGCAAGCGGUUGCAGGCAUGAUGCGAGAGGACAUCGCCGAAAUCACAGACCAGGAGAUCUUGCAAGAACUUCCACUUCUUGCAUUCUUGGGAGACGACUUCAUCCAGCAUCUGCUGGCGUCUCUGCAGGUGGGUGCCGCAAGGAGAGACGAGCCUGUGAAGAGCAAGUCAGACGAGCUGGUCGUUGUCAUUCUUCAAGGUCGCGCAGCUGUUCAGCUGGAUGGCAGCACACUUCGUGAGCUAUCCGAAGGCGAAAGCUUUGGGGAGGCCGCCUGCCUUGGGCUGGUGGUGCCCUCGAAAGGCGACCUGGCCGUGGAGCUCUUCGUGGUGGGGCAGAGCUGCUUGUACCUUUACGCCACAAAGGACGCGGUGCAGCGAGCCCUUCAGCAAGAAGGAGCCCACAUGCGAGACAAGCUUCGCGGCAGCGUCACUGUGGCUCCGGGCUUCGCGAGGGUGGUUCUCGAAAACAGCCCUUUGAGCUUCCUGCAGAUGACGCAGGAUCAAAUGACUCAGCUCUACGACAGGUGCGAGGAGGGCUUCUGCCUCGAGACCCAGGACCUCCUCUCCGCUCGGCACCGGCACAAGACCCUGCUCUUCCUCCUUGCAGGAAAAGCCAGCUGCCAAGUUGGUGACGAAGAGCUCGUCCUCGAACCCGGCAGCUCUCUCGUGCAGACGAGCAAAGAUGGUCCGGGGCGUGGGCCCGUGACUGCCAUCGUGCACUGCAAGUACCUCCUGCUCAACAAGCGCGUGCUGCUGUCCGUCCUGAAGGCCCAGCCCGAGGAGGCUGCCGAGAACGGCCGUGGCGGAGGCGGAGGAGGCCGCGAGGGUCGCGACGGCCGCGAGGGCCGUGACGGGCGCGGAGGGGAGCAAGGCAAGCUCUUCAUCGGACAGCUUUCCUUCGAGGCGGAAGAAGGCGACAUCCAGGAAAAGUUUGGGAGAUACGGACAGAUUUUGAAUGUCCAAAUCAUCAAGGAUAAUGCGACGGGGAAGUCCAAAGGUUAUGGCUUCAUCAAGUUCGCAGAUCCUGCAGAUGCCGAGAAGGUGCUGAGGACGAUGGAUGGCGCUGACAUUUGCGGGCGCCGAUGCAAGUUGGACCGUGCAGGCGGCGGCAAGUCGCAUGGUGGGGGGCAAAACAUGUCCCGUUACGAGCGAGACGACCGCCGUGGAGGGCGCGGCCGAGAUGGUGGGAAGGCCGCCUCCGAGCCGGAGAAGCUCUUCAUCGGGAAGUUGAGCCUGGAUGCGACAGAGGAGGACGUGCAGGAUGCCUUCCGGAGGCUCUGUGAUGUGAAGGUUCAGAUCAUCAAGGAUCGCGACACUGGCGAAGCGCGCGGCUUUGGAUUCAUCACCUUUCCGGACUCUUCCAAAGCGGAGGAGGCACUUCGAAGUCUUCAGGGCGCUGAGGUCGCCGGGCAGCCCUGCAGACUCGAGCGGCCCGGGCAAAAGCGUGGGCCAAGGGAUGGCUCGCCCAGUCGCUCACAAGGCCGUCACCGAGACCACGCUCGGGCAAGGUCACGGUCUCGAGGAGGCAGAGGCCAAGGCCGCGAGGACUGGGACGGCAGAGGCGACGACCGGAGGCAUGGCCGACGGCGUGAGCGUGAUGCUUUCGAAGCCCGAGGGCCUCGGGACCGAGAGCGUCGUGACCGCGGGGAGCGAGAGCGGGGAGGAGACCGAGAACGGGACCGGCCCGAGCGCGGCGAGCGCGGCGAGCGCGGCGAGCGCGGGCGCCGGGAGCGCGACCGACCCCACCGAGGUGAGUCGCAAGACUCGCGGGCGGCCGACCGGGAGCCACGCCGUGGCGAACGCCAGCGCUCUCGCACACCGGAUGGGCUGCCCAGGAAAAGCGAGGCCAUCAAUGCCGCACGUGUUGCAUACGAGGAGACAAGCCGCCGUUUGCAAAUGGCGCAGACGGAGGCAGACUCAGCAGAGGCAGCGUACAAGAAGAUGCAAAAAGCAGCUGAUCACGCUGUCGACCGCAAGGUGGCGGAGGAGAGCAGCCACAUCAAGAAAGAUCUAGAGCUGAAGCUGGGUGCCAUGAAAGCGGGGUCGAAGAACGCCCUGGCGCUGGCCCUGGACGAUGCCGAGCUGCAGCUGCGCCAGGAGUUGGCGGACAAGAUCUCGCAGAUGAAGAAGGAGUACCAGAAAAAAGUUGAAGACGAGCAUGGCCGGAUCCGACGGCAGCAUGCGGAGGAGGCGGAGGAUGCGGAAGCGAAGGUGCAAGAGGAAGCUGAAGACAGAAUCAAGGAGCUUCGCAGAAAAGCGGAAGAGGAGGAGAAUCCCUGGGAGUGGCGAGAGGCUCGCGACAAGGCUGUCGAAGCCUUGCAGAAGGAGGAGGAGAAGCUGGACUCGGCCAAGCGACGAUUGGAGACUCUGACCGGUGGGCCAGUAAAGGAUCGUCGCUCUCGAUCUCUGUUGCCCAGAGAUCGAGAGAAGCGAAAACGAGUUCCCCCGCCUCCACCGCAGGCGCGAGGUCGCGACUGA
Molecule: messenger RNA, 6658 nt
Organism: Symbiodinium sp. CCMP2456
Lineage: Eukaryota; Dinophyceae; Suessiales; Symbiodiniaceae
Source: the annotation of a GenBank genome assembly